UUUUCAUCUUUUCACCAUCGCCAUCCUCAUGUUCAUUAAUAUCAAGUUGAUUAUUUUCAUGAUUAGCAUCCUCAUCCUCGGCCGAUUCAUUGAUUGGGUCAUUUACAGUGAGUCCAAAGAUCAUUGCAUCAACGGGAACGGCAAUUCAAUCAUAUCGUUACUUGAUCGGUUACCUGAUAACUUGGAGUUAAAUGAAGGGUCGUUGUUGGAUCGAUUUAAUUAACUGGUUUUCUAACAAUUAAGAGAAACAAAAUAAAUAUAGUCAAUAGGAUAUUGAAGAUGACACAAAUCUACUGUGCGGAUUAAGGUGAUAAUCAAUUUUAAUAAAGUUCCAGGCCACAGAAAAAGAUGAGAGGUUAAUCUGUGUGAAGGAUGAUAAAGGAUUAGAAAAGAUUUUGUUUAGAAACAUCUUCAUCUUCAUCUACCAAAGGAUUAUCAAAUGCUCCCAGGGAGUUGAAAUGGUUACUAUUAUUGUCUCACUGAUGAUAAAAAGAGAGAGAGAGAGAGAGAGAGAGAGAAAAUCAUCUCACUGACUCUCUCAUUUUCUAUUUCUCGUCACUUGUCAUCAGAAACUCAGGUAGAACAAAAGUUUUAAGAUGAUAAGAAGAAAAAACCAUCACCCAAUCAGAGAAAAGGGAACUAAUCUUUUCCCGUUCCUAAGAAAGAAAACUUUCACUUUUCUCUUUCUUCAUCUUCCAUCUUCUCUGUCUCUUCUCUGUCUUCUCUUUCUUUAUUCUCUUCAUCAUCUUAAUCACCAACAAUUAACUGUAAAUCUGACAAAACGCUCACACAUAAUAAUCAUAAUGGUAACGAUUUAUUAUCAGUCGGAGUUUUGUCUUCAACCGUGUCACUUGUUACAACUGAAUCAAUGUUCAUCGUCACAAUCAACAUAAACAAUUUUCAUCGAAAACGAUUUGACAAUUAGUUCACUUCACAAUUAACACACUCAAUUUAGUUUCUCUAAUCAAGAACAGUUAAUUGUUAUGUUUGUUUGUUUGGUGUUUUCAUCCAAAUCAAUUUGAAUGUUUCUAUUGACCUCAGCGAUUUAUUUACUAACCAUUUCGGUGACUUUGGUUUUAUCGAGUCCCCUUCAUCCAUCAAUGGGAAACAAUAAUGGUGUCAACGGGACAUUAAAUCAUAACUAUGACACUCGAGGAAGUGAAGGUAAACUCGAUACUGGACCUAAAAUGAUGAGAGAGGAAAUCCGUUCAUCUGAAAAUAUUGUGACCGGAGGUUCGAGUGGGUCUUAUAUCGAUCCAUUAACUAAAUCUAAUCUUCCACUUCAUCCGGAAGUUCAUCUUACUGAAAGUCUGUCAACUUCCUCCACACCCUCACCAUCAACAACACCUUCUUCAACCUUAUCACCAUGGGAAAUAUCAUUCAAGAAACUGUUGAUUCCAAGUAAAAAUCAACAAUCAAACAGCAACAACAAUGGUGAUGAUGAUGAUCAAUUGUCUCACCAUCAUCAACACCUUCAUCACUUUCACCCUAACCAUCAAUAUCCUUCAGCUAAUAGCCGAUUAUCAUCUUUAUCUUCAUCUUCUCCACCAACCUCAUCAACUCCAUCAAGUUCAACUCGAAAACAAUCACGUCUCAUUCAUCACUUAUCUCCACCAUUAACAGUUAAUCAAGGUCAAAAUAAUGGCCAACAAUUAACCCCAAUUAAGGACAACGAUUCGUUCAAUCAAUUAUCAUCACCUACUUCCUCUUCUGGUUAUACUGACGGUGUUAAUCCUGAUGGUCAAUCACGAUACAACCAACGACCACCUAAAUCGGCCUUUCAAUUUGAUUAUGAUCAAGCCAAUAAGAAAAAGUUAAUACCCCAAUCAAGUCUCAAAAUAUAUUCAUAUCUAUAUUACUACUAAUUACUAUUACCUUGUUAAAAGAAAAGAUAAUUAUUUUUGUAAUUGUAAAAAGGAAAAGUCCUAUAUAAUCAUAUAAUAUGUAAAUAUAAACACGAAAACUUGACCAACACCCAAAAAACCCAUACAAACUUAUUAACUUCAUCUCUUCAUCUUUAAUAAAUUGAUAAAAUUAUUCCGAUGAUUAACAACACAGCCAAUAGACAUGACAAUUAAAUAUAAAUAAAUUCUCGUGUAAAUUGUUCACUUGUAGACUUUAAGAAACUAAAUUAACAGAAAUCAAAUGAAAUACAGAACAAACAAAUUAUACUUACCAAUUUACUUGACCAAAUUAAUCAACCACAACAUAUGAACAGUUUUUCAAUUUGAUAUUUGACAUCAUCCAAAUUCAUGGUUACCUAUUAACUAAUCAACGGUUGGUCUUGGAGACAAAAGAAAACAAGUUAAUCAACAAUUAAUUCAACGGUUUUAACUGCAACGUUGAAGAAAACAAACUGUGUGAAAAAAAAUUAGAAAACAAAUCAACUAAAUUAAAUUAAAUCCGUUGGUGAUUUAAAUCUAAUAAAAGUCACUUUUUGUU
Messenger RNA from Panonychus citri (citrus red mite), 2442 nucleotides. RefSeq lists its product as uncharacterized. The transcript is spliced from 2 exons. Lineage: Eukaryota; Metazoa; Arthropoda; Arachnida; Trombidiformes; Tetranychidae. The record is from RefSeq and is a predicted model, not a curated record. The coding region runs from base 1023 to 1865 and encodes 280 amino acids.